CACUACGCAAUAAAAAAUAAUAUUGAUAACUGACCAACUGACGCGAUUUUCGUUUCACUUUCAGUUAUUAAUUAAAACGAAAAUAUAAUUAAAUCUGAAAAGUGAAAUCGUUCAGAAGCUAAUAUGAAACUUGAAUGAACGGAAUAUCAAGUCACAUAACUCGCAUGUGAUCAUCGCUGUGUUUCAUCAGAACAUCGGAUCAGUAAACUGUCAGAAAUUGAGCUUAUAAAAUGGGACUACCUCCGGAUUCCGCAUCUCUCAUUAUGCUGGAAAUUGGCAAAGAACUUCGGUUUUACGAAGACACUUUAGCAACGAUCGGACUGCUAUAUGUUGGCAAAUUGAGCGUUUCGUUCGGUUUGUCGCUGUAUAGAGGUUUCAAAGAGCACAUCUUGACCAAACUAUGUCCCAAUAAAGAACUCAUUUUUUCGUACGGCAAUUGGGCCAUGGUGACCGGUGCAACCGAAGGUAUGGGCAAAGCAUUCGCCGAAGAGCUCGCUCGUCGCGGACUGAAUAUCGUUUUACUGGAUACCGAUCUCUCGAAGCUUAAUGAUAUCUCGGCGGAAAUUGAGCAAGAAACUGGCGUCGAUACUCGCAUCGUUGAAGUGGAUUUUUUUGACGAAUUCGUUAUCAACGAAAAUCUCGUUGAGGUGAUUAAAAGCGUGGAAAUUGGCAUUUUAAUUAAUUCGUUUCAGACGGUUAUUCAAACGCCAACUCCGUUCACCAAGAUAUCUGCCGAAGAAAUCAACUCGCUUUUGAACGCCAACGUCAAAUCGCUCACCAUGAUAACGUACGUCAUCUUGACCGGAAUGUUGCAUCGAAACAAGGGUCUGAUUUUAAACGUAUCUGCUUUUUCGGGCCUUUAUCCGGUGCCUUUCAUCUCCGUAUACUCGGCUUCGAAAGCGUACACCGAAUUCUUCUCUCAAGCUCUCAACAUGGAGUGCCGAGGUACCGACGUCGUGGUGCAAACUGUUACGCCGGGUUUCGUUAAAACCCAACAAACGCUCGAUGAAAGCGUCCUAUCUUACAUUUUACCUACUAUGAAUAAUUUCGUACGUAACACGGUCGAUUCGUUGGCCGUUUCUUCGAGGGUGACCGGAUCUUGGCGUUUUUCUCUCGAGUUAUGGCUGCUGAAACGGAUUCCGGAGUGCAUUAUGCAGAUACUGGUUUACGAAUUGAUGAGCUCGGCUUGUAGAUAGAACCCACGGCGCGGCGUCCGCAAAACCAUCAAAUCUGAUAAUAUUAUAGUCGAUCGUUAUAAGUUGUAUUAUUUCGUUUUAUUUUUGAUCUCUGUAACAAAUGUCAUUUUUUUCUUGUCCUAGUCUCGAGCAACGAACGUGUUUCAAUUAGUAUUAUAGAUGAACAGCGCGUAUUUGUUUAUUAAUAUUAGGUAGGUAGUGCGUAGCUAUAAACAUAAUGUAGGUAACUCGAACGAAUUAGCCAUCGGCAAAUGAGAUGCGAAAUGAAAAUAGAUGAAAUUUGUAGCGUCUGUGGCCCAACGUUUUUCAUUUUCAGUCAUUUUUAUUACAAAGACGUACAAAUUCUUAUUUUACAAGUAUUAUAUGUAUUUUUUCGUCUUCAAUUUUUCAUUUUGUGAAAAUAUCGAUAAUGGUUACCUUCGAAUAUUACCACUUUAAUUUUGUUAUAAGUACGCCUUGUGUUUAUUCUUUUAUUCGUUUAAUAAUUCAUUUUACGCUUAUAAAGUAUUACGAUCUGUA
This is a messenger RNA of Planococcus citri (citrus mealybug), 1715 nucleotides long. RefSeq names its product hydroxysteroid dehydrogenase-like protein 1. Bases 231 to 1196 code for a protein of 321 amino acids. Gene Ontology annotation, molecular function: oxidoreductase activity. Gene Ontology annotation, cellular component: endoplasmic reticulum. The record is from RefSeq and is a predicted model, not a curated record. Lineage: Eukaryota; Metazoa; Arthropoda; Insecta; Hemiptera; Pseudococcidae. The transcript is spliced from 6 exons.